GAAAGUAAAAUAUCGAAAGCAUGAUACUCGCAAUCACUACCGUUCCCAAAUUUGGCCACCUUGGUUCCACCAUCGCCACAAGGAGGCCUUCCAGCACUCGGUCAUGUGUCCUUACUAACACAAGACCUUUCCUGGUGAGAUCAUCAUCACGUGAAGCAGCAUCGGAUGCCACUGACAAGGCGACCGAGGCUAUCAAGAAAGGGGUGAAGGAAGUGAAGACGACUGCGGAAGAUGUGAAGAAUAAGGUAACGUCAGCCGCAGAUCAGGGGUGUCAGCAGACAAAAGAAGCGGUAGUCAAGGCAUCUGAAACAACACAAGAAACAGGAGAGAAAGCAAAACAAACCGUCCAAGAUGCAUGGUGUUCAGCAAAGGAAGCAGCCCAAAAGGCCAAGGACACCGUAGCCAACAAGGUCGAGGAUGCCGUUGAUACCAUCAAGGACACAGCUGAGUCUGUCAAGCGUUCCAUGACAUGAUCACAACAUCACCAUAUUCAUUACAACUAAAUGCAACAUUCUCCUUAAUCUUGUCAUAUUCUUAUUAAUUAUUAUUUAUUAUCAUAUAGAUGUGUUUGA
Molecule: messenger RNA, 572 nt
Organism: Magnolia sinica
Lineage: Eukaryota; Viridiplantae; Streptophyta; Magnoliopsida; Magnoliales; Magnoliaceae
Exons: 3
Coding region: 21-473 (150 amino acids)
Source: RefSeq, a predicted model, not a curated record